Messenger RNA from Naegleria gruberi, 522 nucleotides. RefSeq lists its product as uncharacterized. The record is from RefSeq and is a predicted model, not a curated record. The transcript has a single exon. Bases 1 to 522 code for a protein of 173 amino acids. Lineage: Eukaryota; Heterolobosea; Eutetramitea; Acrasida; Naegleriidae.
AUGAAAAAAAUACCUCAACAAGACCAUCCUCCGGAUACGGAAGGGAGUAAUUUGCUUGCUGACAGGAUUUUUGUGUUAGAGAGAGCAAUUGAAACCUACCAAAAGGAAAACAAUAAUCUCCGUGACUAUCUUCAACAACUUGUAAAUAUAUGUAAUGGUCACCCGUUAUUGAAUAAUAAUAAUAAUAAUCCCAUCAAACCUGUAAAUAAUAAUCUGAUCAAUACCCAACCAUCAGAAAAUGAAAAUCUAUUUAUUACUAGAAAUCCAGUAAAUGUUAGAAAUCUACCAACUAGUAGAAAUUUAAUUAAUGGUGGAAAUUUCUUGACUGAGACAGUUCAAAUAUGCGAUAGUAAUCCUAAAAAUAGAACUGUCAGUUAUGCUGAUAUUACAAGAUUAGCUCCUAUUAAAGCUCAGCCAUCUAUUAAGAAAACAAUAGCAAAACAAAAAUCAACAACUAAUAAGAUGAAAAGAAAUAUGGCAACUAAUACUAGACCUAACAAACGUAAAUCGAGAGUAUAUUAA